AUGAGUCGUCGAUAUUCGCGCGUCGAGUCCAGCUCGGAUCUGAUGCAGUUCCUGGACCGGGGUCACUCGGCCAAUACGGAAAACCGAUGGACAUUCGAGAUAGCGUGGGAAGUGGCCAACAAAGUUGGAGGUAUAUACACGGUCAUCCGCUCAAAAGCGUUCGUCUCGACCGAGGAGCUGGGCGAUCAGUACUGCCUAAUUGGACCAUACAAGGAAGCGUCCGCGCGCACGGAGGUAGAGGCAUGCGAGUUUCCCAGCAAUGGCCCAUUCUAUCGUGCCGUCACCGCGAUGCGCAAUCAAGGUUAUAAGGUGCACUGUGGCCGAUGGUUGGUAGAUGGCAAUCCGCAAAUUAUCCUGUUCGACAUCGGUUCGGCGGCAUGGAAAAUGGACGGCUAUAAACAGGAGCUCUGGGACUCGUCCAAUAUCGGUAUUCCACAUCUGGACAUUGAGUGCAACGAUGCGAUCAUUCUGGGAUAUACAGUUGCAUCCUUUAUCGAUGAGUUUAAACGCUGCGCUGAGGUAUAUUCACACGAGAACGAAUACGGACCGCCAAGAAUCGUGGCACACUUCCACGAAUGGCAAGCGGGUGUGGGAUUGAUAGCACUACGAACACGUCAGGUGGACGUCGCAACCGUCUUUACCACGCACGCCACUCUGCUCGGACGGUACCUUUGUGCGGGCAAUACCGAUUUCUACAACAAUCUCGACAAAUUCCCGGUGGAUGAAGAAGCCGGUAAGCGUCAAAUCUACCACCGGUACUGUCUGGAGCGGGCGGCCUCACAUCUGUCGCACGUGUUUACCACCGUUUCGGAGAUCACGGGUUACGAGGCGGAACAUCUGCUCAAGCGCAAACCGGAUAUCAUCACACCGAACGGGCUGAACGUGAAAAAGUUUGCGGCCAUUCACGAGUUCCAGAACAUGCACGCGAUGGCGAAAGAGAAGAUACACGAGUUUACGCGGGGUCACUUUUACGGGCACUUCAACUUCAAUAUUGAAAAAACGCUGUACAUGUUCAUAGCGGGUCGGUACGAGUUUACGAACAAGGGGGCGGACAUUUUCAUCGAGGCGCUAGCCCGUUUGAAUCACAUGCUGAAGUCGAACAAUUCGGACGUGACGGUUGUGGCAUUUCUCAUCUUUCCUGCUAAAACUAACAACUUUAACGUGGAAUCAUUGCGGGGCCACGCGGUCACAAAACAGCUGCGAGACACGAUCAACAGCAUACAACAGGAUAUUGGCAAGCGAAUGUACGAGACGUGUCUGCAGGGCCAGCUACCCGAGGGUACGGAAAUACUGACGAAAGAGGAUAUUGUAAAGAUCAAGCGUUGCCUGUAUGCACUGCAAAGGGAUGGCAAUCCACCCGUCACCACGCACAACGUGGUGGAUGACUGGAAUGAUCCGGUACUGGACUCGAUUCGUCGAUGUCAUCUCUUCAACACCAAAUACGAUCGUGUGAAGGUCGUGUUCCAUCCUGAGUUUCUCAACUCGACCAAUCCACUGUUCGGGCUUGACUAUGAAGAAUUCGUACGCGGUUGCCAUCUAGGUGUGUUUCCGUCCUACUACGAACCGUGGGGAUAUACUCCGGCCGAGUGUACUGUGAUGGGUAUACCGAGCAUCACUACGAAUCUGUCUGGUUUCGGGUGCUUCAUGCACGAACACGUUGCAGAUCCCAAAUCUUACGGUAUCUACAUCGUCGAUCGGCGCCACGUAGGGCUGGAGGAGAGCGUCCAACAGUUGUCAAAGUUUAUGUUUGAGUUUUCCAAGUUGAACCGCCGCCAACGUAUCAUCCAGCGCAACCGUACAGAGCGCUUGAGUGAUCUAUUGGAUUGGAGAAAUCUAGGAAUUUAUUACCGUCAAGCUAGAGUGAAAGCCCUGCAAAGAGUGUAUCCCGAUUAUGUGGACGAGUCGACCGAAUACUUAAAACGAGCGACAGACUUCACAUAUCCACGACCGAUCAGUGCUCCACCAAGCCCGAGCUCAUCCAGACAUACCACACCGGCACCUUCCUUGCACGGUUCAGAUGAUGAGCAGGAUUCAGUUGAUUCAGAGGAAGAACUGCAGGAGCUUAAAAUGAACUCGCACCACUAG
Molecule: messenger RNA, 2085 nt
Organism: Anopheles marshallii
Lineage: Eukaryota; Metazoa; Arthropoda; Insecta; Diptera; Culicidae
Gene: GlyS
Product: glycogen [starch] synthase
Exons: 5
Coding region: 1-2085 (694 amino acids)
Biological process (GO): glycogen biosynthetic process
Cellular component (GO): cytoplasm
Molecular function (GO): alpha-1,4-glucan glucosyltransferase (UDP-glucose donor) activity
Source: RefSeq, a predicted model, not a curated record